UAUUCAUGGUGACACUAACCUGAUAGAGAAGAUUUAUUGCAUGAAACAUUUCGAGCAGCCACUCUCUUCUCACCAAAGAGCGAGCCCAUUGACAGCUGUCGUAAUUUGACAUCCAGCGCUCAUGCUGUCCCGUCUCUUCAGUGAACGAUUUGUUUACAAACGUUUAUCAGCAAAAGUUAAAUGAAAAGUGUCUUUCUCCAGCGAAAUUGUGUUUUGAGCCAUGUCCGACAACGAAUACGAGCGUUUUGAAAUCACUGAUUACGACAUCGAAAAUGAAUUUAAUCCAAAUCGUGGCCGGAGGCGGCAGACAAGGCACCAGCAGAUUUACGGCAUUUGGGCCGAUGACAGUGAAGCCGAGGAGGAAGAGGAGUUGUCGGCUCGACGACGAGGACGUGGUAAAACCAAGGACUAUUCCGCGCCAGUAAGCUUUGUGGCCGGUGGUAUCCAGCAGGCCGGGAAGAAAAAGGACCAAGAAAAGAAGGAGGAAGACGAUGGAGCUCAGAUUACAGAUGAAGAAGAUGACGGCCCUUCCACUAGCCGAAAAGACGCGCACACCUCUUCAGAAUCAGAUAGUGAGCCCGAGGUUCGUCCAAGCAUGUCGGGCUUUGGAAGCGGACCUCAAUCGAAGCGACCAACUCCCCAUUCGUUUUCGGGGCCUGCAAAACUUGCAUCAUGGGAACAACAUACAAAAGGUAUCGGCGCAAAGCUUCUACUGCAGAUGGGUUACGAACCAGGAAAAGGUUUAGGAAAAGAUUUGCAAGGUAUUUCGCGACCAGUGGAAGCUCAUAUGCGGAAAGGCCGUGGAGCUAUUGGUGCAUAUGGGCCCGAGACGCCGGCGAGUGUUCCAGGACAAAAGGCAAAAAAAGCCAUGGAUGAAGACGAGCGUGAGGCAAAGGAUUUCAAGGAAAAAUCGUCAUUGUGGCGGAAAGAUACAAAGUUGAAAAAGGAAAAAAAAAAUCGCUACUACUACCGAACUGUUCAGGAAGUUAUCGAGAAAGGCAAGAAAAGUAGCUCAAUCUUGGGUGAUCGAUUUAGCAACAAACUUGGAAACGUUCCUGUAAUUGACAUGACCGGUCCGGAAAAACGUGUCCUCAGCGGUUACCAUGCCAUCGGACAAACGAAAAUUCAGGACGAAGACGUCUUCGAACAACGUGCUAUGAAAAGAUGCACCAACUUUGCACUACCCGAGCUAAUGCACAAUUUGAACUUGAUCGUUGAGAUGUGCGAACAGGAAAUUAUUUCAAUUGACAAAGCGGAACACGAGUCAAACGAUCGUCAAAAGCAGCUUGAGCAUGAAAAAGAAAAUCUACAAGAAAUUAUCAAGUUGGAAGAUAACCACAUCUACACCUUGGAGAAAGCGUUGGAGCUUGUUGAAGAUCUAACAAAUCCGAAAGUACCUCUAACUCUUUCGAAGGCCCGACGAACGUUCAUGGAAUUACAAACAGACUUUGCUACCGAAUAUAAAGAGUUCGGUUUGGGAGAUCUUGCGGCCGGCGUAAUUGUCCCUCUAGUCAACAACGAACUGGCGGAUUGGAAACCACUUGCAGAGCCAACUCGACAUGUUGAAACAAUCAAAGAGUGGAAGGGAAUACUCGAUAUGCAUCUACCGGAGCGACGAAAUGUUUUUGAUCCGUAUUCUUCUAUAGUGUGGGCUGGCGUAAUACCAAGUUUCCGGACAGCUGCAGCAGAAUGGAAUCCGAAGCAAUAUCAACAAAUGGCAGCAUUGUUAGACUGUUGGGCUCCUAUUUUCCCUACAUGGAUAUUAGAUAAUGUUUUGGAGCAGUUGAUAUUGCCUCGGUUACAACAUGCUGUGCAAAAUUGGGAUCCUUUGACGGAUACGAUCCCCAUUCAUGUCUGGGUGCAGCCAUGGAGUUCAAUUUUGGGCCACAAAAUGGAGGAAAUGAUAUAUCCGACAAUCAGAGAGAAACUUGGUAACGCGCUGCAAGCUUGGGUACCACACGAUAGAUCAGCAAGAGCAAUGCUUACCCCAUGGAAAGGUGCCUUCGGCGAAGGGGAGAUGACAAGUUUCCUUCUGAAACACAUUAUUCCAAAGCUCCAAAUCACUUUGAGUGAAUUAAUCAUAAAUCCACUUCAACAAGAUUUGGAACUAUGGAACCAAGUUUGGGAGUGGCACGAGCUAAUACCUACCCUACUCAUGGCACAACUUCUCGACAAGUUCUUCUUCCCUAAGUGGAUGCAAACGCUUGUCAUCUGGCUAAAUCAAGCCCCAAAUUUAGAUCAGAUUUCACGAUGGUAUACUGGCUGGAAAAAUCUGCUAACCGAUGAUAUUUUGCAACAAACGGCAAUAAAGGAGCACUUUAGGCGAGCACUGGAAUUAAUGCACCGCGCAACUGGUGCUCCAAGUGAAUCUUCAACACCUCCACCGCCUACAAUACCGAAUAUUAUGCAACAGUCUGUACCGGAAUCUAAACCGCCCGCUCUGAUGGAUCUACAAAUCGAUCCACCAGUUCAAUUGGAAUUCAAGGAGCUGGUUUCGCAACGAUGUGCUGAACGUGGAAUUAUUUUUGCACCAAUGCCUGGGAGACGGGAAUUUGGAAAACAGGUAUACCGCAUUGGAAAGUUGUUCUGCUACAUUGAUCGAUCAGUACUCAUGGUGAGUGACGGUAGCUUCACCAAUUGGACACCUACAUCCCUGGGCUUAAUGCUGGAAAGAGCGACUACUGGUUAAUGUGAAAUAUAAUUUGAUAGUAAGGGGCAUUUUCAAUAACAAAUAACUGAAAGUACAUACAUGAUUAGAAAUUUGAACUUUUAUUAACAUUAUUGUAAAAAAAUAUAGUUUUUUAAAUACGAA
This is a messenger RNA of Hermetia illucens (black soldier fly), 2812 nucleotides long. RefSeq names its product septin-interacting protein 1 (gene sip1). The record is from RefSeq and is a predicted model, not a curated record. Gene Ontology annotation, molecular function: nucleic acid binding. Gene Ontology annotation, cellular component: U2-type post-mRNA release spliceosomal complex. Lineage: Eukaryota; Metazoa; Arthropoda; Insecta; Diptera; Stratiomyidae. Gene Ontology annotation, biological process: spliceosomal complex disassembly.